This is a messenger RNA of Nematolebias whitei (Rio pearlfish), 684 nucleotides long. RefSeq names its product tetraspanin-10 (gene tspan10). The record is from RefSeq and is a predicted model, not a curated record. The transcript is spliced from 2 exons. Gene Ontology annotation, cellular component: membrane. Lineage: Eukaryota; Metazoa; Chordata; Actinopteri; Cyprinodontiformes; Rivulidae. The coding region runs from base 1 to 684 and encodes 227 amino acids.
AUGGGUCAAUAUUUCUUAACAAAGAGGUUUCCGUGGCCGUGGUCGAAGAAAGACACAACACAGGAUGAGACCAGCCCGCUCUUACCAAAGUCAGGAGCUGCCAAAGAGGAGGAUGAGGAGCUUGGCCCUGUCGUUAAUGAUUUUCAAACAGAAACAAACGUUGGUCAGGAAAACAACCCCACGUUUCCAAAAACCCAGCCGCACUACAGUUACUCUGUGACGGACUAUUUCCUGAAGUUCUGUCUGUUUUUCGGCAACCUGGUGUUCAGCGUUCUGGGCCUGGUGGUUCUCUGUGUGGGAGUCUGGGGCCUGGUCAGCAAAGAGUCGUUUGCCCAGGAGAAGAUCGGCACUCUCGGCACCGACCCGAUGCUGGUGCUCUUGACCCUGGGCUUUCUGCUGGCCCUGCUCUGCCUGACAGGAUGCGUUGGGGCCAUGAGAGAGAACAGCUGCUUACUGAAGGUGUUCUCGGCCACGGUGCUGCUGCUCAUCACAGCUCAGGUGUUGUUCGCCAUUGUGGUCUACAGCUUGCAAGACCAGAUCGAAGGCUACCUGCGGUCGGGGUUGUUGAUGGCCAUGGCACGCUAUCAGGAUGAUUUGGAUCUGAGGUUCAUCACGGAUGAGAUCCAGUCGGGCCUGCAGUGCUGUGGGGCCGAUACUUACCGUGACUGGGAAGUCAACAUGUGA